GUUCAAAAGAACGACUUAUUCAGGAGUCGGUUCAUCGCUACCCGUUGUGCUAGUCAAGAAUGGCAGAGAUGGACGACGACGGUGAUCUCCACAACGUCCGGGACGAAGACGAAGGCGAUUCUGAGCAGGAAGAGGAGGGGGAUUUCGAAUGGGAUGCGCCAGAAGAUGUAAGAGACUUUGACUGGGUCGAGGAGGAAGAGGUCGUUCUGGACACUGACACUUCCAAGUCCUUUCACUUAGACACUCCAGCAGAGAGGAGUGGACAUAUUGCUGUGGUCGAUAGGAACUGCAUGUAUGUUUGGGGAGGAUACAAGAAUGCUGAAGCAACAGCCUUCUUUGACCUGUACUUGCCAAAGAAUGAAGUCUGGAUAUACAACAUGGAGACAGGAAGAUGGAGAAUGAAACUGUCAAAAGGAGACCUUCCUGCCCCUAUGUCAGGCAGCUGUGGUGUAUGCAUAGAUGGCAUUCUUUAUCUCUUUGGAGGCCAUCAUGCUAGAGGCAAUACUAAUUUGGUUUAUCGUCUGCCCUUGAGGGCAUCAACGCUUUUCUGGGAGAGGAUGAAGGACCUGAAGGGUUUAGCCCCCUCGUGUAAAGACAAACUGGGCUGUUGGGUGUACAAGAACAAUUUGGCGUAUUUUGGGGGCUAUGGCUAUGUGGCACAAGCAGGUCAUCGCGGAACAUUUGAAUUAGAUGAGAAUUCGCUCAUGGGUAACCACGUGGGACGGGGUUGGAACAAUCACAUUCACGUUCUCAAUCUUGAAACAUCGUCUUGGAGUCAACCCAUCACAAAGGGAAAUGCUCCAACCCCAAGAGCAGCCCAUGCUUGUUCCACUGUAGGAAACCGAGGUUAUGUCUUUGGAGGGCGUUACAUGGAUCAUCGUCUGAAUGACUUGUACUAUAUCAACAUGGACACCUGGGAAUGGAGCGAAAUGUCUGUACCACAGCAUGGUCCAGUUGGCCGCUCAUGGCACUCUUUCAUACCUGUUUCAUCUGACCACAUCUUCCUGUUCGGUGGCUUUACUACCAACAGAGAAACACUGAGUGAUGCCUGGCUGUACUGUGUGAGCACAAAUGAGUGGAGACCAUUUAAACACAGCCACACGGAAAGUCCCAGACUCUGGCACACAGCAUGCUCAGGUCCAGAUGGGGAAGUGUUUGUGUUUGGAGGCUGCGCCAAUAACCUUCUCUCACACCAGCGAGCGGCCCACAGCAAUGAAUUAUUAAUCUUCAAUGUUCAGCCCAAAUCACUGCUUCGGUCUUGUAUGGAGGUUAUUGUGCACCACAGACAGCAGCUGGAGAGCAUGUGGGACUGCCUGCCCAAACAUCUCCUACAUAGCAUCAAACAGUGGAUUGGUACCACCAACACUGGAGGUUCCUAGAACUAAGUGCACACAUGCGCACUUCAGUAAACUGAGAGCAAUAGUGCACCUGUGUAUGAGGCACAGCAGCUUUGCUUAAUUGCUAAGGCCCACUGGCUUGUUCAAGGAGGUGGUCAAGGCCAAAAUUAGGUGUGGGGAAGUCAAAGGACUCUUCUAGUCAAGUCCAACUUUCUGUGUUUUGUAUAAUAGUCGUGCUCUGACAUAUAAACUGAAAUGUAUGGUUUAGCAUUUGGCAUGGUUUUACAUUCAAACAGCUCCUAACUCUCACCUACACUACCAUUCAAAAGACUGGACGUACCCUUUCAUAGAAUAGGUUUUUUUUUUAUUUUCAACAUUUUGCAAUAAUAAUUGUAUCAAAAACUAUGAAAUACUUCAUAUGGUAUUACCAAUCAUGUUCUACCAAACAGGGAUAUUUAGACCCCCUCCUUGUUACAGCAAAACUGAUUGGCUGAAGUGCAUUGACAAGGAUGGACGUUCCACUAAUUCACAUUUGAAGAAACACAAUGUAAUCGGGAUGAUAUAACACCCUUGGUUCCAAUUCCAUUUUCCAGUUUUAAGAGGCUGUUUACACCUUUUAUUAACUUGUUUUCAUCUCAGGAUUACAUCUGUUUUUUUCUGAUUAAACACUUCGGCCAGAUUCUGUUUACACUUUUCACUAAAAUACGUCCCUAAUGUAACCAGAUGAGAUCCGAUUUUACUUUCUCAUGUAAAAAGCACACCAAUUCAUAUGUUGUUUCUGCUUUAUAUAUGGUUACUUUUUCUCAUGUCACCUUAUGAAUCAACAAGCUUGGCAUGGACGCUUUCAUUGGCUCAAAGUGCAAGAAUGCACUCCAGCUUUGCAUAUUCUAAAUCUUUUGUUUUUCCACUCAUUGUAAUUGUAUGCGGAUAAAGAAAAACAUUCAAUUUAUUAUUGUGUUGCAUAUGGUCAUAAUCUGUCUCUGACCACCUCCGAAUGUGGUUUGAGUGAUGAGAUUUUAAUCUGAUCAAAAUGCGUUCUGGGGCUGCUUACACGUUGCUUUUUGCAUGGUCAAGUGAAAUCCAAAUGUGCUCAGAUUGCUGAAAAUGCAUGUUGAUGCAAGGUGAACACAGCCUUAAAAUCCUACAUGAAAAGUACUUGUUUAAAAAAAAUAUAUAUACUUUUGUUUUGGACAUAAAUUUCUACAUAGGCAUUCAUUUGCAAAUGUAUAUUGGUCUUAGAAACAACUUUAAAGUAUGAGCUUUUACAUCAAAUUUUUUUGAAAAAUACACCAUCAGCUGUGUCCAAAUUUUGACCUCCCAGUGUUCCAGCACAAGAACCAAGUGCAGUAUAUAAUCAGAAGGCUUGAAAGCCACUAUACAUUGCUAAAUAACAAGAAGCAGUAUAAAAAAGGAUUUAGGAAGUAACUUGCGGCACUGAUAAGGCUGAUAAUUAUCAUGAAGAAAGCAUAUUAUAAUGCUAUUAAUUAUUAUUAACAAUGCAAACCAUGUUGACUAUUUUUUCUAGCCUUUACAUUGCUUUUAAAAGGAGGAGAUCUACCUAUGAUAUCUUGUGUGUUGUCAUGAAAUAAAUUUGCCCUGUGUUGCG
Colossoma macropomum (tambaqui) is the source of this 2943-nucleotide messenger RNA. It is a transcript of the gene klhdc2, whose product is annotated as kelch domain containing 2. The record is from RefSeq and is a predicted model, not a curated record. The coding region runs from base 60 to 1379 and encodes 439 amino acids. Lineage: Eukaryota; Metazoa; Chordata; Actinopteri; Characiformes; Serrasalmidae. The transcript has 14 exons. Gene Ontology annotation, molecular function: protein binding.